UCCAUUGCUGAGACCCGGCAGAAGCACAUGAGACUCCCAAACAACUUCCACAACAAUAACCCGAGCAGGAAGAGGAGAAAGAGAAAGAGGAUAAGGAGGCGGUGGGGCUGGAGAACCCGAAACACCUCCCGGCGCCGGGACGCUUCUUCUGUUCCUAAUGUGAGAGAGUAGACCCAGAUGAUGGAGGUGCUUCAGUGUGAUGGCUGUGACUUCAGAGCCCCAUCUUAUGAAGAUCUCAAAGCGCACAUCCAGGAUGUCCAUACGGCAUUUCUGCAGCCGACGGACGUUGCUGAAGACAAUGCGAAUGAGUCACGAUCUGGGUCCAUGAAUGCCAGUAACCAGACAGAGGUGGAGUUUUCAUCUAUAAAGGAUGAAUUUGCAAUUGCAGAGGACUUAACAGGUCAAAAUGCAGCCGCACUGGGGACUGGAAGUUACUAUGGCCAUAGUCCAGGAUAUUACAGUCAGCAUAUUGCCCCUAAUCCCAAACCAACAAACAAGUUUUUUCAAUGCAAGUUCUGUGUACGCUACUUCAGGUCAAAAAACCUCCUCAUUGAACACACUAGGAAGGUCCACGGAGCUCAAGCUGAAGGGAGUUCAGCCGGACCCCCUAUUCCAGGAUCCUUAAAUUAUAAUAUCAUGAUGCAUGAGGGAUUUGGAAAGGUCUUCUCUUGCCAGUUUUGCACAUACAAGUCACCAAGGAGGGCAAGAAUAAUUAAGCAUCAGAAGAUGUAUCACAAAAACAAUUUGAAGGAGACCACUGUUCCCCCCCCUGCCCCUGCUCCAAUGCCAGACCCGGUGGUCCCACCCAUGUCCCUGCAGGACCCCUGCAAAGAACUGCCAGCAGAGGUUGUGGAGCGCAGCAUCUUAGAAUCAAUGGUCAAGCCACUGACCAAGUCUCGAGGCAACUUUUGCUGUGAGUGGUGCAGCUAUCAGACCCCCCGCCGAGAACGCUGGUGUGACCACAUGAUGAAGAAGCACCGCAGCAUGGUCAAGAUCCUGUCCAGUCUCAGGCAGCAGCAAGAAGGGACAAAUGUGCCUGAGGCGCAGAAUAAGAAUGACCUCAGCCCCACUUCUAACUCCACCUAUUUGUCCAUGAAUGCUGCCAGCCGGGAGUUACCCAACACUAACGUCUCCAACUUCAGGGGCUCCAUCGGCAACUCCAUCAUGAGACCCAAUUCUUCUUCCACUUCCAAGUUUUCGCCCAUGUCUUACUCUCAGAUGAAGCCGAAGUCACCUCACAAUUCUGGCCUCGUUAACUUGGCGGAGAGAUCCCGUUACGGAAUGCCCGAGAUGACCAAUUCUUCUGCUGACCUGGAAACUAACAGCAUGUUGAAUGACUCCAGUUCUGAUGAAGAGUUAAAUGAAAUAGACAGUGAAAAUGGCUUAAAUGCUAUGGAUCACCAGACAGUAGGCAUGUCUGCAGAACAGCUGAUGGGCUCAGAUGGCAACAAAUUAUUGGAGACCAAGGGGAUCCCAUUUAGAAGAUUCAUGAAUAGGUUCCAGUGCCCCUUUUGUCCUUUCCUCACCAUGCAUCGACGUAGUAUUUCCCGUCACAUAGAAAACAUCCACUUAUCUGGAAAGACAGCCGUCUACAAAUGUGAUGAGUGUCCGUUUACUUGCAAGAGCUCAUUAAAACUUGGGGCUCACAAACAGUGUCACACGGGUACCACAUCAGAUUGGGAUGCUGUGAAUUCCCAGAGUGAAAGCAUUUCCUCCUCGCUGAAUGAAGGUGUCGUGUCUUACGAGAGCUCAAGCAUCAAUGGCAGAAAGUCGGGGGUCCUGUUGGAUCCCUUGCAGCAGCAACAGCCGCCCCCGCCUCCGCCUCCACCGCCACCACCACCUCCGUCACAGCCGCAGCCGCCGCAGCUACAGUCGCCCCAUCAGGUGCCACCCCAGCCCCAGCUGCCCCCGCCGCCUCCCCCGCCACCCGCGCAAGCCCCACCCCUGCACCCCUACAAGUGCACCAUGUGUAAUUACUCCACCACGACUCUGAAAGGGCUGCGAGUCCAUCAGCAGCACAAACACUCUUUCUGCGACAACUUGCCAAAAUUUGAGGGGCAGACCUCAAGCCUGCCAUUGGACAGCGAGACGGACAGCCACCCCUCUUCCAGCAACACUGUGAAGAAAAGUCAGACCUCAAUUCUUGGGUUGUCCUCCAAGAACAAUUUUGUCGCCAAGGCCUCUAGGAAGCUCGCUAACGACUUUCCACUCGACUUAUCGCCCGUGAAGAAGAGGACCAGAAUCGACGAGAUAGCAAGCAACCUGCAGAGCAAAAUUAACCAAACAAAACAGCAGGAAGAUGCGGUGAUCAACGUGGAAGAUGACGAGGAGGAAGAGGAGGACAAUGAAGUGGAGAUCGAGGUGGAGCUGGACAGGGAGGAAGACCCACCGGAGCCCGUCCUGGAGGUGCCCACGCCCUUUUCUGCCCAGCAGAUCUGGGCGAGAGAUGCCCCUGAGCCCCCGAAGGAGCCCAACUUCAGAACUGUUGCUCAUGACUACAAUGCCACCAAUGGGGCUGAAAUAGAGCUCACCCUUUCUGAAGAUGAAGAGGAUUAUUACGGCUCCUCCACCAACAUGAAAGAUCACCAGGUUUCCAAUACGACUCUGCUCAACACCCAGACUCCGAUCUACGCAACUGAGCACAAUAAUGAAAAUACCGACUUUAGUGACUCGGGAAGGCUUUAUUAUUGCAAACACUGUGACUUUAACAACAAAUCUGCCCGGAGUGUCAGCACCCACUACCAGCGCAUGCACCCAUACAUUAAGUUCAGCUUCAGGUACAUCUUGGACCCCAAUGAUCACAGUGCAGUGUACCGGUGCCUGGAAUGCUACAUCGAUUACACCAACUUUGAAGACCUGCAGCAGCAUUACGGCGAACACCACCCAGAAGCCAUGAAUGUCCUCAACUUUGACCACUCGGACCUGAUCUACCGGUGUCGGUUUUGUUCCUACACAAGCCCGAAUGUCCGAAGCCUGAUGCCACAUUACCAAAGAAUGCAUCCCACCGUGAAGAUUAACAAUGCCAUGAUAUUUUCGAGCUACGUGGUGGAGCAGCAGGAGGGGCUAGGCACAGAAUCCCAGACGCUGCGGGAGAUCCUGAAUUCGGCUCCGAAGAACAUGGCCACGUCCACUCCCGUGGCCCGUGGUGGCGGUAUGCCAGCUCCGUUCCCCAAAAACACUCCUUCCAAGACCUUUCCUCCAGAAUGUGAAAAUCAGAAGGACCCCUCAGUCAACACCGUUGUCGUGUACGACUGUGACGUUUGCUCCUUCGCGAGCCCCAACAUGCACUCUGUGUUGGUUCAUUAUCAGAAGAAACACCCAGAAGAAAAGGCUUCCUACUUUAGGAUCCAGAAAACCAUGCGAAUGGUGUCUGUGGACAGGGGCUCUGCCCUUUCUCAGUUAUCAUUUGAGGUGGGUGCUCCAAUGUCUCCCAAAAUGUCCACCAUGGGUUCCCCACCCCCCCCACAACCCCCGCCACCAGACCUCAGUACUGAGCUUUACUACUGCAAACACUGUUCCUACAGCAAUCGGUCAGUUGUGGGAGUCCUUGUCCACUACCAGAAAAGACACCCAGAAAUAAAGGUUACUGCCAAAUAUAUCAGACAGGCUCCUCCCACAGCUGCAAUGAUGAGAGGGCCGGAGGGGCCCCAUGGCUCCCCCCGGCCACCCGCCCCUAUGCAACAGCUCAACCGGAGCAGCUCCGAGAGAGAUGGCCCUCCCGUGGAAAAUGAGAUGUUUUUUUGCCAGCACUGUGAUUAUGGGAACCGGACGGUCAAAGGUGUCCUCAUUCAUUAUCAGAAGAAGCACCGAGACUUCAAGGCCAACGCGGACGUGAUCCGGCAGCACACAGCCACCAUCCGAAGCCUCUGCGACCGCAACCAGAAGAAGCCUGCCAGCUGCAUGCUGAUCUCCCCCUCGGGUGUGGAGCGGGACAAAACAAAACUGCGAGCGCUCAAGUGUAGGCAGUGCUCGUAUACCUCCCCUUACUUCUAUGCCCUAAGGAAGCAUAUCAAGAAAGACCACCCUGCCCUGAAGGCCACGGUCACGUCCAUCAUGCGAUGGGCAUUUCUAGAUGGCUUGAUAGAAGCUGGCUACCACUGCGAGUGGUGCAUCUAUUCCCACACAGAGCCAAGUGGCUUGCUCCUGCAUUACCAAAGGAGGCACCCCGAGCAUUACGUGGAUUAUACCUACAUGGCCACCAAGCUCUGGGCAGGGCCAGACCCGUCCCCUCCCUCUCUCACUAUGCCAGCUGAAGCCAAAACAUACAGAUGCAGAGACUGUGUUUUCGAAGCCCUCUCCAUCUGGGACAUCACCAAUCACUACCAAGCAUUCCACCCUUGGGCCAUGAACGGGGAUGAGUCGGUGCUGCUGGAUAUCAUCAAGGAGAAAGAUGCCGUGGAGAAUCCCAUGUCUUCCUCUGAAGACCUGGUGGGCCCUGUGAGUUGUGAAAACAGUAUGCCCGGCCCGCUCCCUGAGCAGGAAGCCGAAUGCCCCGAGGAUGCCAGGCUUUCCCCUGAGAAGACGAUCCAGCUUGCCUCAGCAAACCCCGCCAUCUCCUCCACCCCAUACCAGUGUACAGUGUGUCAGUCUGAAUAUAACAACCUGCACGGCCUUCUGACCCACUAUGGGAAGAAGCACCCAGGCAUGAAGGUGAAGGCUGCCGACUUUGCCCAGGACAUCGAUAUCAACCCCGGCGCUGUCUACAAAUGCAGGCACUGCCCUUAUAUCAACACCCGCAUCCACGGGGUCCUGACCCACUACCAGAAGCGACAUCCGUCCAUCAAGGUGACCGCAGAGGACUUCGUGCACGACGUGGAGCAGUCCACCGACAUAGCCCAGAACGACGUAGAGGAGACGAGCAGGAUCUUCAAGCAAGGGUACGGCGCCUACCGCUGCAAACUGUGUCCCUACACACAUGGCACUUUGGAGAAACUCAAAAUCCACUAUGAGAAGUACCACAACCAGCCGGAGUUCGAUGUCUUUUCCCAGUCGCCCCCGAAGCUGCCCAUGUCCCUUGAGCCCGAGAUAACCACUGAAGUGAGCCCCUCCCAGGUCUCGGUGAUGGAGGACGAGGUGGGAGAGGAGCCCGUGUCCACGUCUCACUUCGCUACCUCACACCUCGUGUCCCACACUGUGUUCCGGUGCCAGCUCUGCAAGUACUUCUGCUCCACGCGGAAGGGCAUCGCCCGGCACUACCGUAUCAAGCACAACAACGUGCGCGCCCAGCCCGAGGGCAAGAACAACCUCUUCAAGUGCGCCCUGUGUGCCUACACCAACCCCAUCCGCAAAGGGCUGGCUGCCCACUACCAGAAGCGCCACGACAUCGACGCCUACUACACCCAUUGCCUGGCGGCCUCCAGAACCAUCAGCGACAAGCCCAACAAGGUGAUCAUCCCGUCGCCACCCAAGGAUGACUCCCCGCCACUCAGUGAAGAGCUGCGGCGCGCCGUGGAGAAGAAGAAGUGCUCCCUGUGCGCCUUCCAGUCCUUCAGCAAGAAGGGCAUCGUGUCCCAUUACAUGAAGCGCCACCCGGGGGUCUUUCCGAAGAAGCAGCACGCCAGCAAGCUGGGGGGCUACUUCACCGCGGUCUACGCCGACGAGCACGAGAAGCCGAUGCUGCUGGAAGAUUCGGAAGAGAGAGGUGGCUUCGAGAAAGCCGAGGUGGAGGGAAACGAAGGGCAGGACAUCGAGUGGCUCCCGUUCCGCUGCAUCAAGUGCUUCAAGCUGUCCUUUAGCACGGCUGAGCUGCUGAGCAUGCACUACACGGACCACCAUAGCCGGGACCUCAAGAGGGACUUCGUCAUCCUGGCCGGCGGCCCCCGGCUGCAGGGCUCCGCCUACCAGUGCAAGCACUGCGAAAGCAAACUGCAGAGCACCGCCGAGCUGACCUCGCACUUGAACAUUCACAAUGAGGAAUUCCAGAAGCGUGCCAAACGUCAGGAGAGGAGGAAACAGCUUUUGAGCAAGCAGAAAUAUGCAGAUGGUGCUUUUGCAGAUUUCAAACAAGAGAGGCCUUUUGGUCACUUAGAAGAGGUGCCAAAGAUCAAGGAGAGGAAGGUGGUGGGCUACAAGUGUAAAUUCUGUGUGGAAGUGCAUCCGACGCUCCGAGCCAUCUGCAACCACCUCCGCAAGCACGUCCAGUACGGCAGUGUCCCCGCCGUGUCCGCCGCCGUGAAGGGGCUGCGUUCUCACGAGAGGAGCCAUCUGGCCCUGGCCAUGUUCACCCGCGAGGACAAGUACAGCUGCCAGUAUUGCUCCUUUGUCUCUGCUUUCAGGCACAAUUUGGAUCGCCAUAUGCAAACCCACCACGGACACCAUAAACCAUUCCGAUGCAAGCUCUGCUCCUUCAAGUCCUCCUACAACAGCCGGCUGAAGACACACAUCCUCAAAGCUCAUGCCGGUGAGCAUGCCUACAAGUGUUCUUGGUGCUCCUUUUCCACCAUGACAAUCAGCCAGCUGAAGGAACACUCCCUCAAGGUCCACGGAAAAGCCCUGACCCUCCCCAGGCCACGGAUUGUCAGUCUCCUCUCCUCGCAUGCCCACCACUCCUCCCAAAAAGCCACCCCGGCCGAAGAAGUGGAAGAUUCCAAUGACUCAUCCUACUCUGAGCCUCCAGAUGUUCAGCAGCAGUUGAACCACUAUCAGUCCGCUGCUCUGGCGAGAAACAACAGCCGUGUGAGCCCCGUGCCUCUUUCUGGGACCUCAGGGGGCGCUGAGCAGAAAACGGAAGCCAUUCUCCACUGCGAAUUCUGUGAAUUCUCCUCUGGCUAUAUCCAGAGCAUCAGGCGCCAUUACAGGGACAAGCACGGUGGGAAGAAGCUCUUCAAGUGCAAAGACUGCUCCUUUUACACAGGCUUUAAAUCUGCUUUUACUAUGCACGUGGAAGCCGGGCAUUCGGCGGUCCCAGAGGAGGGCCCCAAAGAUCUCCGCUGUCCUCUCUGCCUCUAUCACACCAAAUACAAACGCAACAUGAUCGACCACAUUGUGCUGCACCGAGAAGAGCGGGUUGUCCCCAUUGAAGUGUGCCGAUCCAAACUGUCCAAAUACUUGCAGGGAGUAGUUUUCCGCUGUGAUAAGUGUACCUUCACCUGCUCCAGUGACGAGAGCCUCCAGCAACACAUAGAAAAGCACAAUGAACUGAAACCUUACAAAUGCCAGCUCUGCUACUAUGAGACCAAGCACACGGAAGAACUGGACAGCCACCUUCGGGAUGAGCAUAAGGUAAGCCGAAACUUUGAGCUGGUUGGACGGGUUAACUUGGAUCAGCUGGAGCAGAUGAAGGAGAAGAUGGAGAGCUCUAGCAGUGACGAUGAAGACAAGGAAGAAGAGAUGAACAGCAAGGCUGAUGACAGAGAUCUCUUGAGAUUUUCUGACCACGGGGCUGCUAUCAACACCGAGAAGCGUUUUCCGUGUGAAUUUUGUGGACGGGCGUUUUCCCAGGGCUCUGAGUGGGAAAGGCACGUGCUGAGACACGGCAUGGCAUUGAAUGACACCAAGCAGGUGAGCCGAGAAGAAACCCACCUGAAGGGUAACAUGGAGGACAGUAUUAAGAUGCCCUCUAUAGAGGAAAAGGAAGAUGAUGGAACAAUCGGGAUAGACUUUUCCUUAAAGAACGAACCAGUAGCCAUCUGUGUUGUAGCUGCUGACAAAUCUCUCCUGGAGAAUGCAGAGGCCAAAAAAGAAUAAGCAUUUGGUGAAAUUCUUAAUCACCCCUUACUUGAACCAUGAUGAAAAAGAAAAGUGGGAGGGCCAGCUUGGGCUGAGAAGGGGGGGGACAGAAAAGAGAAGACAGAACAAAGCUGCUUUUUAGGACUGAACAAUCUAUUUUCAAAGCACUGGUACCUGUGUGAGUGAGUAUGUAAAUUAAAGUUAUUUAAAUGGUUGGAAUAUGUGGCUCCUUUUCCAUCACUACAUCUUUCCUUCCGGAUCUUCAUCGUGGAAGUUUCGUUUGUUGCGGAAGCACCGGAAGCACCUCCCUUGCACACCUGUGCACUAU
Messenger RNA from Budorcas taxicolor (takin), 7996 nucleotides. RefSeq names its product zinc finger protein 462 (gene ZNF462). Lineage: Eukaryota; Metazoa; Chordata; Mammalia; Artiodactyla; Bovidae. The record is from RefSeq and is a predicted model, not a curated record. The transcript is spliced from 13 exons. Gene Ontology annotation, biological process: regulation of gene expression. The coding region runs from base 178 to 7686 and encodes 2502 amino acids. Gene Ontology annotation, cellular component: nucleus.